Macroventuria anomochaeta is the source of this 2070-nucleotide messenger RNA. RefSeq names its product multicopper oxidase. The record is from RefSeq and is a predicted model, not a curated record. Gene Ontology annotation, molecular function: copper ion binding; ferroxidase activity. Gene Ontology annotation, biological process: cellular response to iron ion starvation; reductive iron assimilation. The transcript is spliced from 4 exons. Bases 220 to 1983 code for a protein of 587 amino acids. NCBI's taxonomy places the organism in Eukaryota, Fungi, Ascomycota, Dothideomycetes, Pleosporales, Didymellaceae. Gene Ontology annotation, cellular component: high-affinity iron permease complex.
GGCAAGCCGGGAUUUUUUGUGUAGCGAGAGAAGGCUUUGUCGACAGCUCGGGCUUAUCUGAUCGCGCCUCCUGCGGUCCUUGGCUGGGAGCAUCUUAUCUUUUUCAUCUGAUCAGCUUUGAUCUCAAGGGCAGGAUCAGUCGCUGGUCGCUGUUGUACUUCUCCAGUCUCAAGUUUCAUUUCCUCGUCCUGCCUCGGUCGAGGUUUCUCCAGCUUCACCAUGGCUAUCUCCCUGACGAGCUUCCUCCUCCCAAUAUGUCUUUUCAUCUCAUUAGCCCGGACCGCUACCUUGACAUAUGACUUCGACGUAGCAUGGACACAUGCCAACCCGGACGGCCAGUAUAACCGCCCGGUCAUCGGCAUCAAUGGACAAUGGCCGAUUCCUUCCAUUGUCGCAACCAAAGGCGACCAAGUCAUCGUCAACGUCAAGAACUCACUGCGUAAUGAGAGCACAAGUCUGCACUUCCAUGGGCUGUACAUGAACGGUACAACGCACAUGGACGGCCCCGUCGCCGUUACUCAAUGCGGAAUCCUCCCCGGAUCAUCGUUCACAUACAACUUCACCAUCGAUCAGCCAGGCACAUACUGGUACCACAGCCAUGUGCGCGGCCAGUAUCCAGAUGGUCUUCGCGGACCUCUUAUCGUCAAAGACCCAGAGAACCCUUUCAAGGGCCAGUACGACGAGGAGGUUGUUCUCACCUUCUCAGAUUGGUACCAUGAGUCGAUGCCCAAGCUGAUGUCGGGCUUCAUCAGCAUUGCGAAUCCUUCUGGAGCGGAGCCUGUACCUCAGGCCGCUUUGGUCAAUGACACACAGAACCUGUCUGUCAAGAUUGAGCCGGGGAAGACGUACAUGUUCCGUAUGAUCAAUAUUGGUGCUUUUGCGGCGCAGUAUGUGUGGUUCGAGGAUCAUACUAUGCGUAUCGUUGAAGUCGAUGGCAUCUAUACAGAGCCCAUGGACGCAGAGAUGCUUUAUGUGACUGCAGCCCAGAGGUAUAGUGUCUUGGUCACUGCGAAGAAUGACACAAGUUCAAACUUUGCAUUCGUCGGCUCUAUGGAUGAGGAUCUCUUCGACGUUUUCCCAGACGGCCUGAACCCCAAUGUUACAGGAUGGCUCGUCUACGACGAUACCAAGGCAAAGCCCGAGGCCAAAUUGAUCGACUCAUUCGACUCCCAAUUCGACGACUUCACACUUGUCCCAUACGACAAAGAAUCCAUCUACUCCAACGUCGACCAGUCCAUCACCCUUGACAUGAAGAUGGAUAAUCUCAACGACGGCGCCAACUACGCUUUCUUCAACGAUAUCACCUACGUCGCCCCCAAAGUCCCCACCCUCUACACAACCCUCUCCACUAGCGCCAACGCCACCAACCCCCUCAUUUACGGUUAUAACACGAACCCGUUCGUGCUGUCACAAAACCAAGUCGUAGAAAUCAUCCUCAACAACGACGACCCGGGAAAGCACCCGUUCCAUCUGCACGGCCACGCCUUCCAGGUCAUCGCCCGCUCGGAGGAAGAAGCAGGCGCUUUCGAUCCCAACAAUGCCACGCAGAUCGCCUUUGCUGCUACGCCGAUACGGAGAGAUACGGUGCUUGUGAGGCCCAAUGGACAUAUUGUGCUGCGCUUCCAGUCUAAUAAUCCGGGAAUUUGGCUCUUCCAUUGCCACCUCGAAUGGCACAUGGCGUCCGGUCUCGCCAUAACAUUGAUCGAAGCACCUCUCACCCUACAGUCCCAGCUCUCGGGCAAGAUUCCGCAAGACCACUGGGACGUGUGCAAAGCAGGUGAUGUGCCUGUGGUUGGCAACGCUGCAGGAAAUACGGUUGAUGUGCUGGACUUGACGGGCGAGAAUAAGAGCCCAGGAGAGUUACCAGCAGGAUUUACAGGAAGAGGUAUCGUGGCGCUGGUGUUUAGUUGCUUGAGCGCAUUCGUCGGAAUGGCAGUCAUUGGGUGGUAUGGGUUGAAACCUAUUGAAAAGAAGACCAAGUAAUCAGUUGGUGAUUUGACGAGGAAUGAUGGUUGAUGGAAGAUUGGCAUUAGCGAUGUCUCCUUUGCAUUAAAUUCUAUUCUCCUUGCU